GCAGUGUAGCCGGCUGGCGGUGACUUACACCCGGGCUCCAGAGGGAGAGAGAAAGAGCUGCAGGCCGCUGGCAUUGCGUCUUCCAGGCUGCGUGGACCCGGCGCCCCGGCGUUGGCGUUUGGGGAGCUCGCCGUGGCGCCCCCUCCCGCUGGCUCUAGCUUCCUCUGGGCUUGGCGCAGGUGGGCCAGGUUGGGCACCGCGGAUCUGCCCGUUCCCACGAAGGCUGGCUCGCCGUCUCUCUGCGAGGGGGUGGGACCAUCCUAAAAAUUUGUAAAUAUCCAAGCGCCGGCUCCAGGCUGGGGCAGCAGCCAAGGUCCCUGCGCCGCCGCCGGUGCUUUACAUGAAAAUGAGAAGCCUGUCGGGAACCGCGCUCUAACUUAAGGCAGCCUGGUGAUUAGCAUGAGACUGGGCGGCUGUCCUGCUUCCUGCCCUUCAAUAGCCGUUCCGCGCGCUCGCGCCCGAGCCGCGCUGCCACCGCGCGGGGGUCGAUCGCAGGCUCGGCGUCCUUGGCAGCCAUGGCUCCGUCGCCGCCUCGGCCAGUAAAUAGGAGCACGCUUGUGUAGGGGGCACAUGCGUGUCGGCGCACCCACCCAGCCACCCACCCGCGCGCACGCACAGCGCCCGGAGCCUCGGCAGGAGGAAGAUUGACGAGGCGCUGCAGUCGCGGGGACGGCACGGGCUCUUCCUGGAUUCCGCAGGAGCCCGCCCGCCGCAGCUGCUGUCUGCAGAGCCUGCACGGAGCCGGUGCACACGCGCCCCCGGCUCGAGCCUCUGUGAUGAAGACUGCCUCCCGGGGGCUGCGGGGGAGGCAGAGCCAGCCAGCGCCGGGGACUGCGGGCCGCGCGGCCGGUAGGCCCGCGGGGACACGACUCGGACACUGUCAUCCCCACGCCGCGCGCUGAGCCGCCCGCCCCUCCGGCCUCCCGCACGCCCGGUCCGGGGUCAGCCCCGGAGGCCUCGGCUGCCUCAUUUGUUUGGGUCUUUUGUGCCGUGGCUCCCAGUUGGCUAAGCACUCCUGCGCUGAAUCGGGCCAUUGUCUGCGCUCCCAUUGCCUUCACGCUGCCAGUCUCGGCGCCCCCACCCCGCCCGCCCCCUCCCCGCCUCCUCCCGGCCGGGGAGCCUCCUAACGUGCCUUUCCCCCCAGGAAUCUGGAAGCUAUAAGCCGGGCGCAUUGCAAAUGAAGUGUAAUGCAUUGUGGGACGUGUGUAAAAUCGGAGCCUUCGCCGUGGGGGUGUGGGGGGGCGUGGGGAGGGCCGGACCCGCCGCUGGCGGUGUAGACGCCGACGAGGAGGGGCUGCGAAAAUGUGCGCAGAGUCCGCCCGGGUCGUGCCCGCCGUAGACUGAUGAAGGAGCGCGCUGCGCCCCGGCGCUGAGGCCCCGAGGAUCGGGGCGGCAGGUCACCCUCCCCACCAUGAAGAAGACCCGGAGCACAACCUUGCGGCGAGCCUGGCCUAGCUCGGAUUUCUCGGACCGGGCCUCGGACCGCAUGAGGUCCCGCAGCGAGAAGGACUACCGCCUGCACAAGCGCUUCCCCGCGGCCUUCGCGCCCCAGGCUUCGCGGGGCUACAUGACAUCAGGUGAUGUAUCACCAAUCAGUAUGUCUCCCAUCAGCCAGUCUCAGUUCAUUCCACUUGGGGAGAUCCUCUGCUUGGCCAUCUCAGCAAUGAACUCAGCAAGAAAACCUGUCACCCAAGAAGCACUGAUGGAGCACCUGACCACGUGUUUCCCAGGUGUUCCAACCCCAAGCCAAGAAAUUCUGCGGCACACGCUGAACACGCUGGUUCGGGAGAGGAAAAUCUACCCAACUCCAGAUGGCUACUUUAUCGUGACCCCACAGACUUACUUCAUAACUCCCUCCCUCAUAAGAACUAACAGUAAAUGGUACCAUCUGGACGAGAGGAUACCUGACCGGUCCCAGUGCACCUCUCCGCAGCCCGGAACCAUCACGCCCUCUGCCUCAGGCUGCGUCAGGGAAAGAACAUUGCCCCGAAACCACUGCGACUCUUGCCACUGCUGCAGAGAAGACAUGCACAGCAUGCAUGCGUCCACCCUGCAGAGGAAGCCUGCCAAGGACUGCAAAGACCCUUACUGCCCCCCUUCUCUGUGCCAGGUGCCACCCACUGAAAAGAGCAAAAGUACUGUAAAUUUUUCCUACAAGACGGAAACUCUCUCAAAACCUAAAGAUAGUGAAAAGCAGUCAAAAAAAUUCGGGCUGAAGUUAUUCCGGCUAAGUUUUAAAAAAGACAAGACCAAACAGCUGGCCAAUUUUUCUGCCCAGUUUCCUCCGGAAGAGUGGCCCCUGCGAGACGAGGACACGCCAGCCACGAUCCCUCGGGAGGUGGAAAUGGAGAUCAUCAGGCGCAUCAACCCAGACCUGACCGUGGAAAACGUCAUGCGGCACACUGCGCUCAUGAAGAAGCUUGAAGAAGAAAAGGCCCAGAGGAGUAAAGCUGGGUCCUCUGCCCAUCACAGCGGAAGGAGUAAAAAGAGUAGGACUCAUCGAAAGUCCCAUGGAAAGUCUCGGUCUCACAGCAAGACACGCGUGUCCAAAGGAGACCCCUCCGACGGCUCACAUCUGGAUAUCCCCGGUGAAAGAGAGUAUGACUUUUGUGAUCCUCUGACCAGGGUGCCCAGGGAGGGCUGUUUCAUCAUGGAGCACACAGGAGAUAACUUCAUCAUGCACAGCAACACAAACGUGAUCGAGUCCCACUUCCCCAUGACACCAGAAUGGGAUGUGUCUGGUGAACUGGCCAAAAGGAGAACUGAGAUGCCUUUUCCCGAACCUUCUAGGGGAAGCUCCCACUCAAAAGUGCACCGAAGCCACAGCCAUACCCAGGACCGGAGGUCCAGGAAUGAGAGAUCCAACAAAGCCAAGGAGAGAUCCAGAUCGAUGGACAACUCCAAAGGCCCUCUGGGUGCUUCUUCUCUAGGGACGCCUGAAGACCUUGCUGAAGGCUGUAGCCAAGAUGACCAGACCCCCAGCCAAUCCUACAUCGACGACAGUACUUUAAGGCCUGCACAGACUGUUGGUCACCAAAGGGCUCACAUUUCGUCCACAAGCUAUAAAGAGGUGUGUAUUCCAGAAAUAGUUGGUGGCAGCAAGGAACCGUCCAGCGCGUGUAGCCUUUUGGAGCCAGGCAAAGCACCUGAGAGUUUGCCAUCCUAUGGCGAACUCAACUCUUGUCCAGCGAAAACCUCCACAGAUGACUAUUUCCAGUGCAACACCUCCAGUGAGACGGUGCUUACGGCACCAUCACCUCUGGGAAAGAAUAAGGAGGACCAUGACACUCUGACUUUGGCAGAAGGGGUGAAAAAGCUCUCCCCAUCUGAUAGGCAGGUCCCCCACUCCUCCAGGGAGCCUGUAGGGCACAAGGAGGAGUCACCCAAAGGGCCGGGUGGUGGCCCAGCUGCCUCAGGAGGAGCGGCUGAGGGGAUCGCCAAUGGACGCCUUGUCCAGCACCAUGGUGCCGAGCCCAGCAGCUUGGACAAGAGGAAAGAGAUAUUUAGCAAAGACACACUGUUCAAACCUCUUCACAGCACCUUGUCUGUAAACAGCUAUCACAAAUCGAGCCUGUCCCUCCUCAAAUCUCACCCGAAGACACCUGCUGACACACUGCCAGGCCGAUGCGAGAAACUGGAACCGUCCCUGGGGACCUCAGUGGCACAAGCCAUGCCGGCUUCCCAACGUCAGCAGGAGUCAGGAGGGAACCAGGAAGCCUCUUUCGACUAUUACAACGUCUCUGAUGAUGAUGACUCUGAGGAAGGGGCAAACAAGAACACAGAGGAGGAGAAAAAUAGAGAGGACGUGGGCACCAUGCAGUGGCUCCUGGAGAGGGAGAAGGAAAGAGACUUGCAGAGGAAAUUUGAAAAGAACCUCACCCUUCUUGCCCCAAAAGAGACCGACAGCAGCAGCAGCCAGAGAGCCACCCAUUCAGCCCGGCUCGACAGCAUGGACAGCAGCAGCAUCACAGUGGACAGUGGAUUCAACUCCCCACGUACUCGGGAGAGCCUGGCUUCCAACACGUCAAGCAUUGUUGAAAGUAACCGUCGUCAGAACCCCGCGUUGAGCCCGGCCCACGGUGGAGCUGGUCCAGCCUUCAACUUCCGAGCAAGCACGGACCCCCCGACAAAUGAAGCUGAGAAACUACAGAAACCUUCUAACUGCUUGCAAGCUUCUGUUACUAGUGUGUGAUAGUCCUUCUGCCUCAGAUCUUCUGUCUCGUUCGAUACAGCAAAGUUUACGACACUGGGACUGAUGUUUACAUCUUUGGAAAGACAAGCAUCUCAACCACACAGUUUUUGUGUUUACUUAAACUGUGCUGCUAAGUAGGGCUAGGGCAAAGAAAAAACAAAAAAUCUUUAUUUCAGAGUAUUGCUUUUCACAUUUAUGGCUCUGUAGCAACUGAGUAACAGUAGGGGUGAUAUGUAUACUUUUGCUUCACUAAUUGUAUCUGAGCACACAUAGGAAAGUCUAGACACUGUAAGUGUAAUAUGCAUUUUCAAUGUCAUGCAUUUGCCAAUUCCAUUUUAAAAUGCCACAGAUGCGUGUUGCUCCCAGUCUGUGGUUAAACGGUGCCGCAGAACUGAUCCUUGACACUUCCAAAAAAAAAAAAACGAAGCCACCAUGAAAUGUCAAAUGCAAGGGUCCACCUUGAGGGAAAUAGAUGCCAAACUGACUAGAAGGGACCCCAGCCCUUUGUGUGUGAAUCGUUUAUGCACCAGUCAUUUUUCACUGUGAGUUUUUGUGACACUAUUUUGCAGGAGCCCAUGGAAGUGUGUGAGAAGGGGUCGCAAUGGAAAUCGCUGGGAGUGUCUCUUUUCAGGAUUUUGUUUUCAAGUGUAACAGAUGCUUGUCUGAUUUUUAACCUUCCAUGAUCACAAACAGGAAUAUAGGCCUCUGAAUCUGAAGUGGACAAAGGAAAGGAAUUUCCAGUCUGGCGGGGGCACAGCACUAGGUGUUGGGAGAGGUGGCGUGGACUUGUAAAAGGUAUUACUCAAAUAUUGAAGGAAGAGAAUUUCCUCCUUGUGAUACUUAGGAUGACCCUAUCUUACUCUAAUAGGUACAAUAAUUAGUUUGUUUAAAAGCAAAAUGUUCUUUGUGAUACAAAUGAAAAGUAUGGCCUGAGGAUGUUAUUCUUUCUAAUGGAAGGACAUAAAUCUAUUUUAUGUAGUUUUAAAUAGAAUGCCUAAAUUAGGCUGUGGGAGAUAAUUUUUAGUGGUUAUAGGAAAGAGCAAAUUUAGGGAGAGUUGAACUUCAGGCCUUUUAUUCCUGGGAAGAUAUCUAUAGAGAAAACUUUUAAAAUAAUUUUUGAUUAGAAAUCUACAUGUGCCCAUGUAAUGAACAACAGAAUGUGCUCAUUCUGCUAGUGUGGUAUAAUCCUAAUUUGUACUCCCCUAAAAUUUAUCAGAAAAACAAUUAUGCAUACGUGAACUAUGCCAGAGUAAUGUUUACAGAUACUUUGUAACCAAUUUCAGGAGGCAAUUUUAGGUGGAUGUGUAGUUAAUUAGCCCAACUUAUUUCAAAAUGAUUCGUUAACAUUUUGCUUUGGUUUACGAUGUCAUGUUACACACAAAGAAGACCCAGCAGCAAAGGGAUUGCCAAUAAUUUGAUCUUAUAGCAAAGAGACAUUCCAACGUUCCCAUGUUUUAUUUUCUGAGAACAGUGGAACGGAUCUGCAGUAAUGGAAUAUUAUUUGCAAAAGGGUUACAUAUGACACAAGAAAGUGUCUGACAUAAAGUUUUAUUUUGUUUAGUGGCAUGUGCUGUUGGGGGCUAUACACCAUAAAAUACAUAUAUAUAUAUAUAUCCCCAAAUCCAGAAUAUUUUCACCUCCGAUUUCAGUAAUUGGCAUAUGAUUUGUGAGACACAUCAUUUUUGUAUUAGGUUUAAUCACCAGCAAUCUGUUUAAAUAAUCCAGUCCUAUACACAGUUGGACUUAUUCUUGAAACCUCUGAAUACUCCCUCACAGUUUUUCAGUUAUUUGGAAGUUGCAUUGGGUCAAACUGGACUCCCUGAGUUUGGUAUAAAUUCCUUUUUUGUGCUUAUUGCAGUGAAACUUCAGCAUGUUUCGUAGUAAACUCCCAUACCAUUGACAUGCUUAAGCCUCUUGGCUUUCAGUCUCACGCCGUAUUUCCUCCAAGGCAUGCCUUGAUGCAUUGUUUGUCUCCUGGCUUAACUAUGUCCAGAAGGAAUGAUCGUGUGUCUAAUAGACUACAUCGUCUGUUCCCUUGGGGAGUUAUAUAUCAUACAGUUACUAAAUCUUUGUCUAAAUUCAUUUUUUCCAAAAACCUGCUCUCAAAUUUUUCUUCUACUAUUAGUUCGUAAAUAAUAGAACCAUUGAAACAAUACAUCAGCCUCUAGUUGAUCCUCUGAAAGUAGCCAUUGAAAUAAUCGAAUGCUGUGUGAACAGGAAAGGAAACAUUACCUUUAAGAGAAGCUUUAAAAUAGGAAUUUAUUGAUAUUUCACGAGAUAUAGGUUUACAGAAGACAUUAUUCAAAUAAAUAUGUACACUGUUUGCCUGAUGCUAUGGGGUACAUGGCUUUUUAAAAACUCCCUUAGACCAGCAGCCGUUUGUGUAGUAGAAAUGAUGGACUUGAAAGAUGAUACCAUGUAAGCAGAUGUUGCAUAUAAAAGUAUUCUUGUCUGAAUCUGAUCGAGACUCUUGAAUGGGGGAAGAGUGGCAGCCGGCGUCACAUUCCACAUGCCAUCCGAGGUCCCAGUGAGGCUCUCAGUCCGGACGGUGGGGUCCUCGCCCGGCGUUGCCCGUACGCUUUUCCUCCAGUGAAACCAUAGCUUUGUGUUACACGACUGCUUGUCCAGUCUUAGGGUUUAGCCACUGAAAGGUUUACAGAACAAUCUCGUUGAAUCUCUGUGAAAGGGCCAACACAUCUGUCGGCAUUUUGCACACUUACGUAUUAUUAUGAUACGACAUAUUACUUUAUGGUAAUUUUUAUUUUUACAUAUAACUACCUCCAUAAAUUUGAUGAAAUGGCAGCCGUGUGUUAAAGUGUAUCAUUCCGAAGAGCAAAGUUGAACCCUUCCUUCAACAUUAGGCCAUGGCAUUCUGUGUGUGUCGGUGAUUGCCUCUGUGGACUCAUGACUUCUCCAUCGCCAUGGCUUUCUCUUACGCCAUUGUUUGGCUUUCAGAGGUAAUCCUGUCUUCUCCUCUCUUCCCCACGAAAGCGCACUCGAUUUUGUUAGGAAUGAACCGAAGUUUAAAAAUUCUUGUGCCCACCCCCACCCCCCACCCAUUCCUGUUAAAAGUUCUCUGGCGAAGAGCCAAUGGGUGAACGUAAUUGAGCGAGCUAUUUACUUCUUUGGAAAUCUGGUUUGAAGUCUCAGUUUUCGGUAACAGAAGACACACAAGCAAUGUGGACUGCCAACCUUGAAGCACUGUGGGCUCUGCCUUCACCCGCAUGCUACCAUGUGGAGCCCAAACUCCACUGUAAUUAAAAGAGCUGUGCUGUGAAUGCCACAACUUCUGUUAAAUGAUUUGUAUUCCAUUAUAUACAUUUUGCACAUCUCAGGGGGCCAUAAUGAGCAUAUGAAAGCGGGGAUGCCAUCAAAUAGAGAAAACAAAUAGAAGAGGUGAAUGGAGACUAGCUAGAUAAAAAUAACAAAUUACUGCUUCUCUGACGUCGUGAAGGUCAAGUUCAGGAAGCGGCAAUUCAAAGUUAAUCUAGAGUAACAAUGAUCUGAACAGCAGCUGUUCCCAGGUCCCUCUUUUUCAUAACCUAACCAGCAUUUCUAAAAUGUAAAUUUAAAUUAUAUUGCAGUCACCAUGGGGAGAAGAAACCUGUUCAGUGGAAGCAGAAGCAUUGUUCCUUUUUUAGGUUGGCGCAGCUUUGCAAAAUUCUACCCAGGACAAAGCACUUAUCACCACCAAGUGUACUUGAAAAUAAAGUUUUUAACUUAAAUUACAAACAUAUUGCUCACAAUAUGAUAGUGAUCGUUUUUUGAAAGUCUCACCGUUUAUAACAUGGGCAGUAUUUGGAGCUUGAUUUAAAAACCAACAACAAUCGAUAAUGACUUUGCACGAUUCACUUUGGGAUCUCAGAAUGCUUCCAAAGCAUUCAGAUUCGCAAACAAUUAACAAGACAGGUCAUCUUCGUAAUACGCAUACUUGAACAAACAAAAGGAGUCACUUAAGACUACCCAGAAACACAGUGGCAGCUAUUGAUGAUCUAUUUUCUAUCUGUUUGAUAGACCAUCAUGAGAAAUCACUAAAUACAAUGCUAUUUUUCUGAUGUGUGCAAAUAAAGUCAAAGAAAACAAAUACAACUUGACACUUUCGUCCAUUUUCAUUAAAAAAAAAAAAGUUCAGGGUGUUUGGCAUUUUACACCUCAGCACACCUUACUGGUAUCGAUGGAUGAAGCGGGAGAUUGACAGGUCCACCCAAUGCCAUCACAGUCAGGAGCAGAUCUGGACAUCCAGCCUUGUUUACAGUUUCGUAUUGGGUUUCUAUAGUUCCCGUGCUAAAAUACCAUCUUUCAGGAACAUGACUGCUCCUGGCAGCGGAAGGUGCUGACACAGAAAUUUUAAUUAAAAACUUUAUCAAGUACUCAUCACAGUGCUCCUUAGCACCCUAGAAAUUCAGUACAAUAUAUCGAGUCCUGCUUUGGAGGAGCUGGAUUUCUGAGGGAGCUGAUCCAGUUCUAAGUAUUUUCUUGAAUUAGGAGGUAGAUGAUAUUUGACGGGGAUCUGCUCCAUCACCACAGGCCAGUCGCAGAACCAACUAGCGUGUGCUAUCAACCUCGGUGGGCCCAAGCAGGAGCGACCUCUCCUUUCCCCCUAGCCCCCAGGACCAUCCUGCCCAUUGUCAAUGUCAUCCAGGGCUCUUCUGGUAGUGAGUGACUUUUCUGCACAUGUUUAGGGCUUGGGGGAGCUAGAACACAGGAAACAUGAAUGCAAAAGCCAUGGAAAACAUUGUUUUGCUUUGGGUUAGUAAAAUGUGGGCAGGAAAGAGAUUAUGUCCGUCUGAGCUUUGCCAAGUAAGAUAAAAGAAUCAGCCAUCACCCCCUUCCUCUCCCAGAAGGUCUGUGGUAUUAAGAAUACAUCCAAUAGUUUCCCACAGAUUUUUAUUCGGGAAAUGUUUCAUAAAUUACGUCUAUGAAAACAUUCAUUAUUAAAUUUCCUUGUGUGUUUCAGACAGACAUUGGCACCUUCCUAUUGAGUUAAUACUCUGCAUCUUUUGCAGCAGUGGCCCACAAAGAGAUUCCCAGUGAUGGCUCCCCCAACACACAGUCCUGUGUUUUUACCGUUGUUCUAUGACUUACGGUUGAUGAUUCGCAAGAUUCAGAAUACCAGACUCAAGGGGGACCUAAACUUGCUUCUUAUGAUUGUACAUGAUCAGUUAUAGGGCUUUAAUUGUUAAUUGUUGGCUUCAAAUGUGAACAGACACACACACACACACACACACACACACACACACACCAUGCCAAGGAGGGAAUGGGGUAUUUCAAGUCAGGCAACGAUGAUUCUGGAAGGUUGGAAAUGUAAGGUUAGAAGCUUGGCUGAUCCAUGUACAGUUGCCUGCCUCCUUGUUCCAAGGCUGACCUUAGUAAAACGGUUCCCUUGCUCCCACCAAGAAGAGGUACCAAAUGUGAGACCUGAGAUCUCUAAUAUCUGUCCUCUGUGGUUCCGGGAAAUUAAUCAUGAAGUACACACGCAGCAGCUCCUCCGCUUCCUUUCCUCCGAGGUACUCCUUUCCGUUCUCCCACCUAGAUACUGACAUACCGCCACGGUUUCCACAUUGGAAGGGCAGAACACUGUGCAGUAUCUUGCACACUUGCUGGGUUAGGAAUAGAGCUGCCCUAGGGUCACCUUCAUGGAAGUAUCAUCAACAGCUACAAAUUAAAGUCCUUAGAGCAGUUGACACAGAUACCAUGUUCUAGAAGAGAAUUAAAUUUAAACGUCAAGUUUAAAGGAAUCAUAAUUCUGCAGGUAUCUUUCUCUGAGUGGCUGAAUGUGACUAUUGCAUUAGGGUAAAUGAAUUAAGAAAGUGCAAGUGGGUUUUACUGUAUGUUAGAAAGGAGUUUUGCAGCCAAGACUGCCUUGAAUAAAAUGCGUUUGCACUGAAAAAAAAAUUUUAAAUUACUUGGUCUCUGGUUGCUGUAAAGGUCAUCCAAGAUGGAUGUUCUGUUUAUAUUGUAUAGUAUUUCAUAUGAAAUAAUUACAGUUCAUGAAAUGUCUUCCCUAAUGUUACUGAUUUAUAACAGCACAUUUGUAACAUGGUUUUUAUCGUGUCAGUGUACCAUACUGUAAAUGAUGAUUACUUGUCAUGCUUAGUAUAAUAACUUAAAAGAAAAAAAGGACAGGGAUUUUUGUAAGUCUAUAUUUGAAAGUCCCUCCAUAUGGUGAUAUUGUGUUCAUGUUGUUUAUGUAGUGUUGUGUGAAAUAUCCAUUUUGGAUUGUGUUACUUUUUAAGAUAUUAAAUAACAUUUGGUUAUA
Molecule: messenger RNA, 10451 nt
Organism: Cebus imitator (Panamanian white-faced capuchin)
Lineage: Eukaryota; Metazoa; Chordata; Mammalia; Primates; Cebidae
Gene: STOX2
Product: storkhead box 2
Exons: 4
Coding region: 1412-4192 (926 amino acids)
Biological process (GO): positive regulation of transcription by RNA polymerase II
Cellular component (GO): nucleus; cytoplasm
Molecular function (GO): RNA polymerase II transcription regulatory region sequence-specific DNA binding; DNA-binding transcription activator activity, RNA polymerase II-specific
Source: RefSeq, a predicted model, not a curated record